UACAAGUUGCAACCCAAAAAUGAACAAUCAAUGUUUAUUUUAAAAUAAAAUAAUAAAUAGAUUUUAUGCUUCAUCUACUAGUUUUAAUAGUGCGGUUUGUGCAAGCAUACACAGUUCAUGGUGAAACUUUGAAGUGCACAGUGAACUUUCAUAUGAAAAUCAAGUGAAAUGGAUCCGUCAAAAAUUACAAGCAAAUCAAGCUCUCUGAAGGCUCUAAUUUUGAAAGCCUGGCGUGAAAGAUGGACGGAUAUACAAUGGGGCAUCAACAUCAAGACCAUUCUUCCCAGAGGCGUAAGUGGAGAUUUGUAUAACCUAGCCGAUUGUAUUCUCCAACAAGCUAUGGUGGGUUGUGGUGCUAACCAGUUGGUUAUUUCAUAUUUAAGACAUUCCUUGGCGUCACAUUUAGUGUCCUAUGCGGCAGUGCUGCAGAGAAUAGCAAAAUUCGAUGCUUUUCACAAGCCACACUGUAUUCUAAGCUUAUUGGAGUUCCUCGAAAGCUUUCUUGAUAGCAUAACAUGUCGCAGUAAGAUGGAAGAAGAAAUACUUGCCUUCGCCGUCUCAUCUAUCAUACUCUGGUUGCUCCAAGUAUACCAUUACUCGCUAAGUAAAUAUCCAUCUACAAAUCCUAUACAAAGUCAGGAGCUUCUAGAAAAAUCGACAUCUCUUCUCAACUCUAUAGUGCAUUCAGAUUUCCUUCUGGCCAUGUUCUAUUUAGCUAAGCAACAUGAUCCAGACGAGUAUAACGAGGUAACAAAGAAAUGUCAGGAGAUCACAGCUUUCAUGAUGAUGAAUACACAGUUCAAAGCCCCAGUUACUAUACAUGAUACUUUACAAAAGAUUUGUAAUAUGGAUAUUGAUAAAAUAGCACCAUUGAAUAAUAAACCCGAGACUGUUACUCAUUCUUUACAAGCGUUGAUCGCUGUGACAGUCCUGGAUAAUCCUAGUGCGGAUAUGCAGCAACUUACAAGUCAAUUGUUGAUUAUACAGAGAAUAAAAAGUUACCCAUUGUCCAGAUUGUACAGUGAGGUUAUUAGAGGCUGUUUCAUAUGUUUGAAUGAUGCCAGUAAAGAUGCAUCUAAACAGGCAUUAUGGGCAGCAUUCACAUUUCUAAAACUACCCCAACUUAUUAAUUACAUUCACAAUAUGUGUGGGACAGUAAAUAAAGAUGGUGAAUAUUCAGUGGAAGUUGUUGAAGGUUUUGAAAAGCUAUUGCAAUCAACUCCGUUACUUGAUGUUGUUGAUGCGAAGAACUCGUGUAACAGUGUUGUAUCUCUUUUGGAACCUUUAGUUAAGUUAAACAUUGUAUCUGAGACUCACUUGUCUUAUUUUAAGCAAAAACGAGAAACUAAGGAUGUUAAAUUGCAAAAGUUAGAGCCAACUGGCCUCCAGGGCUCUAUACCAUCAUUCAUAACCCGUGCAGAACCUACUUUAGCUGGUAUUCUCAAAACUAUGGGAGGCGAUUCCCAUAAAACUCAGGAAUCUCUGUAUGCAAUGCUCUGUCAAAUUGUUGGUGGAACAACAUUAGAUACAAUUUUAGCUGUAGCCACAGUGGAAGGAAAGUUGAAGUUGUUUGUAUCAAGAUUAAUAAAGUUCAAUGAAUAUGCUCUAAUAGCUGCAAGUGAAAAGGGUGCUUCUCAAUCUAAGGUUUACAUUUUUGACAUUUCAUUUUUAAUUCUUUGCUCCAUUGUACAAGACUACGGAGCUGAAGCUGUGCUUGAUGAAAAUGGUGACUCCUUUUUUGAACAGUGGGUUAGAGAAUGUAUGGCCCAUAAAGGUGCUCACAAGUCACCAGAUCAGAUAUUGCAAAAAUGUGACAUGCAACUGGUAGAUAUAUUCAUUCAUCAUCUAAGUGCACCAGAUUUUGAUUUUAAGAAUACUAAUUUGAAACCGCAUGAUUUGUGUGUAAAUGUUAGUGGAGUGGUAAAAGAGAUCUUAUUUGCUUGGGAGCAGGGUUCAAUUUCCGCUGCAGAUGUGAAGCGUAUGUUGGACUCUUUAAGGCAGAAGAUGGCUUCGUUAGCAGUUUGCGCUUCUGUUUGGCUUUGUUCCUACAUCAAUGUGGUUCACCAAGAUGCCUUUAUAAAGCCAUUGAAUAUGGUACAGCAGUUUUUGACCCCACCAACUGAUGUUGAAAUGGCACAAAUUGACAAUUUUAAGGAAAGAGCUGUGCUCAUGUGUCAGAUAAUCAGGAAGAUGCAGUUUGAUAUUCAACCACCAUCCAUACCAAAAUCGAAAAUAAUGCCUUUUUCUCAUAGUAUCAUAUCCAGGCAGCCAAUCCUAGAACAGUUACAAACUGUAUGGGAAGACAUUAAAACUAGAGGAUACUUGCACAUUGAUGCUACAGUUACAGUUCAGAGCCUUCUGGAAACUGCAGGUCCAGUGUGGUUUGUUACUAAUUUACUCAAGGAAACUCUCAAAUUCAGGUAUCAAGAUGAUUUGGAUAGAUCUGUAGACAUUGUCUUAGCAAUGUGCUAUUUUGAUAUAGAAAGGUGUACAGAAGCUCUUUUACUGCAUGUGCUCCCUCAGUAUCUGUAUAAUGCUAAAUUAUGUGAGGAGUUAGUAGAGCCACAGUCUGCUGUUUUGGCAAAACUUACAGUGUAUUGUAUUUAUGCAGCCCUUGAAAAUUGCAUAUCAAAUAGGGUUCAUACUUCCAGAAAACGUAGACAUGAUGACUCUGAAGAUAUAGAAAUGACUGCAUCAAGUAAAUUAAGGAGACUGAAUGACAAUUCGUCUGACUCAUCUUUGUAUUACUCUCAAAGUCAGAGCUCUAGUAUAAUUAUAAAGGAGCCCUUACAGUCAGCUUUAGAUAUGCUGUACAAAUCCUUUUCUCAAUUGGCAGGAAAAAAUGGCGAGGUCACACCACAGACUCAGUUUAUAUUUGAAUUUCUUGUGUAUAUUGUUCAGUGUGGGCAAGACAGAGCUCAAAUUGUAUUACAGAAAAUGCCCAGUGAAAUUGUGUCUACAUUGAUAAAGGCCCUACCUGACAAUUUUAAUAUAGGCCUUAUUUUGAGACUGUACGAUUUGUCUACUCCAUAUGGCAGGAAAGAUACAGCUAGAGAUCUUUGUUUGUUAAGAAAUAUGCGCCUUAGGCCCGAGUAAAUCUAUACUAAGAGGAGAGUUAGGAGAGGGGUAGUGUGUGGUGUUGUAGGGGGGUAAUCUCUGGAUCUACUGAACCAAUUUUAAAAAUUCUUUUACCACUAGAAACCCACAUUAUUUGUAAGUGUUACAGGUUAUAUUUUAUCCCCAUAUUCUCACGGAAACAGAACCUGCGGAAAACUGUAAGGCUUCGGCUACUGUAUAUUAAGUAGAAUCAUUAUGACAUAGUAAUUGAAUUGUCUAAAUCUAUAAUAAUUAAUUCUUUAAGGAUAAAUAAAAGUCUUUUUAAAUUAU
Molecule: messenger RNA, 3387 nt
Organism: Bicyclus anynana (squinting bush brown)
Lineage: Eukaryota; Metazoa; Arthropoda; Insecta; Lepidoptera; Nymphalidae
Gene: MED24
Product: mediator of RNA polymerase II transcription subunit 24
Exons: 1
Coding region: 169-3096 (975 amino acids)
Cellular component (GO): mediator complex
Molecular function (GO): transcription coregulator activity
Source: RefSeq, a predicted model, not a curated record